GCAGAACAUAAAACUGAAAGCAAAAACGCAUUUCAAUGGAUCCAAUCGAUAUUUUUCCAAUCUCGAAUAAACAAACCACCAACUUUUCUUCAUUAAUCUUCGGAGGUUAAUUACAUAUUCAUUUUCCUCCUUUCCUGUCCACAAUCAAAGAGUUAUGGAUACGCCUCUUUUUGGUAUACCUAAUCCUAGUGAAUUUUUGAAGUUAAAAUCAGGACAUGAGCCCGGUUAAAAACUCCAGUCUAACCCAACCCAAAUCGAAUCGAAUAGUAAUUCACAUGGAUCUAGGAAAGGCCUGCUAUAUUUGUGCACAAGCUAAAGUUUGAAAAACGAAUAUUUUUUGUAAGUUUCAUUGUAAACAAUGCCAAAUCGGCUUUUUAUUUUUCUUCGUAUACCUUACCUAGCAAAGCAGAAAACAAGUAGUCUUCUCUUUCCGUAUUCAAUCAAUAUAAACUCCUCCGCUUGGAUUCUAAUAAAAAAACGAUAUCAACACCAAUAUAUUCUAAAUCCUGAGAUGGAAAUUCCUAGACAUUCUCCUCCAUCUAACUAUUUGCUCUGUUCUAAAUCACCUAAAUCACUAAGAAAAAGAGACAAAAAGACCUCUUGAUUCUAUUUCUUUUAGAAUAUUCAUUCUAUAUAAAUAGAACCAAAAUGGAUUUCAAUUUAUAAUAAUAAUAAAUAGAAUUAUCAAUUCUUUCUAAAAAAAAUAAGAAUUCUAUUUAGAAUUCCUUUUCUUUAGAAAGAAUCCUAGAUGAGGUGAAACCAAGAGAGUUUUAUUUGUAUAAGAGCAAUAUAUAUUUAUAUAUUUAUACUAAUACUAACUAUAUUGAAAAAAAAAUCGAAAUAAGUGUAAUGGAAAUGGGAUUCCAGUCGAUCAAUCUUGAAACGAGACAUGUCCCACAGUAAACAAACGAAACUAGAGAGUUCGAUCAAAAUGAAUUUUUGUUUUGACUAAACAAUUAUGGAUAACUUGACAAUUUCAAUUUGAAUCGACUACUUCGGUAUAUUUUCCACAUUCAUAGGAGUGCAUCUAUGUUUCUGCUUUACGAAUAUGAUAUUUUUUGGGCAUUUCUAAUAAUAUCAAGUAUUAUUCCUAUCUUGGCAUUUUUCAUUUCCGGAGUUUUAGCUCCGAUUAGCAAAGGACCAGAGAAACUUUCUAGUUAUGAAUCGGGUAUAGAACCAAUGGGCGACGCUUGGUUACAAUUUAGAAUCCGUUAUUAUAUGUUUGCGUUAGUUUUUGUUGUUUUUGAUGUUGAAACGGUUUUUCUUUAUCCAUGGGCAAUGAGUUUCGAUGUAUUGGGUGUAUCCGUAUUUAUAGAAGCUUUAAUUUUUGUGCUUAUCUUAAUUGUUGGUUCAAUUUAUGCAUGGCGAAAGGGGGCAUUGGAAUGGUCUUAGCUCCUGAAUAUUCAGACAAUAAAAAGAAAAAAAAUACGAUUGAGAUGGUUAUGAAUUCUAUUGACUUUCCCUUACUUGAUCGAACAACCCCAAAUUCUGUUAUUUCAACUACAUCCAAUGAUCUUUCAAAUUGGUCAAGACUCUCUAGUUUAUGGCCGCUUCUCUAUGGUACCAGUUGUUGCUUCAUUGAAUUUGCUUCACUAAUAGGCUCACGAUUCGACUUUGAUCGUUACGGACUGGUACCAAGAUCGAGUCCUAGACAAGCGGACCUGAUUUUAACAGCCGGAACAGUAACAAUGAAAAUGGCUCCUUCUUUAGUGAGAUUAUAUGAGCAAAUGCCGGAACCAAAAUAUGUUAUUGCUAUGGGAGCAUGUACAAUUACAGGGGGAAUGUUCAGUACCGAUUCUUAUAGUACUGUUCGUGGAGUCGAUAAGCUAAUUCCUGUGGAUGUCUAUUUACCGGGCUGUCCACCAAAACCGGAAGCAGUUAUAGAUGCUAUAACAAAACUUCGUAAGAAAAUAUCUCAAGAAAUCUAUGAAGAUAGAAUUAGGUCUCACCAGGAGAAUCGGUCACCAGGCGGGCUGUUAGCUAGUGUGUAUCAUCUUACGAGAAUAGAGUAUGGUGUGGAUCAACCGGAAGAGGUAUGCAUAAAAGUAUUUGCCCCAAGGAGGAAUCCUAGAAUUCCGUCUGUUUUCUGGGUUUGGAAAAGUGUGGAUUUUCAAGAACGGGAAUCUUAUGAUAUGUUGGGAAUCUCUUAUGAUAAUCAUCCACGCUUGAAACGUAUCUUAAUGCCGGAAAGUUGGAUAGGGUGGCCCUUACGUAAGGAUUAUAUUUCCCCCAAUUUUUAUGAAAUACAAGAUGCUCAUUGAAUGAUACGGAACUAAUCUUCACUUAUACAAUUCUAGAUAUUCAAGGAUUGUACCUUUUCUUUUGUUCUAGAUCAAACAGAGUAAUUGAAGUCUCAUUUAUAUUAGGGAUGGGCUAACAAAAAUAAAAUAAAAGACAAUAAAAUUAGGGAUUCAUUGGGAUUCUCAAAUUUGGAAGAUACUUAUUUCGGGUGAGCCGAGCCAAUAGGAUGAACCAAACGAGUUCUGCAUCAUGAACUUUGUACCGCGCACAUCGCCUAGAUGGGUUCUAAAAAGUCAUGUAGGAAUGAAUAAAGAACUAGACUAUGAAAGAAAAUACAAAGAAAUGAAAGAGGAUCCAAUUCUAUUUAUUUGUACUGUAUCUGAACUGAAUCUUGUCUAUUCCCAUCCUUCAACUCUUCUAGACUAGAUUUUACAACCAACUAAUUUAACCCUUCGAAUAUGUAUAUGUGUAUGAAGUAUUAACGUUUUUUUGAACGAGAGGAUAAAUAAAAAAGAAGAGUAAAUAAAAUCGAAUUCUUUCUUUAUAUAAGAAAUUCUUUACCCACCUAUAAACUAUAAAAUACUUUACCCAUCUAUAAAAUAGAGGGGUAUACCUCACACCUAGAUGGAUAAAAAAAGUAUGUAGUGGAUUCUGAUCUAGACUAUUAAUAUUAAUGAAUAGAUAUAUAUGUCGAUCCAUAUCAAUUAAUUUGUAGAAACCAGAUACUUAUACAAAUGAAUCAUGUGCCAGGAACCAGAUUUGAACUGGUGACACGAGGAUUUUCAGUCCUCUGCUCUACCAGCUGAGCUAUCCCGACCAUUCCUGAUGCAUCAUCCUCAUUUUACUAGAUGACUUGGGCCUAUGUCAAUUAAAAAGGGGCGAAAGGAUAUUACAAAGUCUUAUCCAGGCCCUGGAAUUUCUUGAUCUUCAAAA
Cornus florida is the source of this 3174-nucleotide messenger RNA. RefSeq names its product NAD(P)H-quinone oxidoreductase subunit K, chloroplastic-like. The record is from RefSeq and is a predicted model, not a curated record. The transcript has 2 exons. The coding region runs from base 1272 to 2261 and encodes 329 amino acids. Gene Ontology annotation, molecular function: 4 iron, 4 sulfur cluster binding; quinone binding; NADH dehydrogenase (ubiquinone) activity. Gene Ontology annotation, biological process: electron transport coupled proton transport; aerobic respiration. Lineage: Eukaryota; Viridiplantae; Streptophyta; Magnoliopsida; Cornales; Cornaceae.